AUGUUCAGAGCAGGUGAUGAAAACGGUGUGGUUGAUGCGUUCAAAAACAAACUGAAGAUAACACCACCAAGUUUAACCGGUAAUAAAUAUGUGGUGAAGUCGGAUAAAACGUUUCAUGUAUCGUGUACAUUCGAUGGCGAAGACUUGGCUGAUAUCAAUCAGCUUUCGUGGCAAAACGAAAAUGACCGCAAAAUUGAUGGUGAAUCGUCGAGCAGCCUGUUCACAGUAGCACUACAUGAGCACGGUACUCAUCACAAAAAACUUUCAAUGGUCUUCGCAAAAAUCGCACCCCGUGAUGCAGGCACUUACAAGUGUGUAGCUGUUGAUCUGACUGCACAAACGCAUAUCAAAAUAAUUCAUGUGGUUGUGGUGGACUCGAUUGUAUGGAACGAAAAAGAGGAUACUGUGGGCGGUAUGUUAGGCGAAUCGCUAACGAUCGAUUGUGGUGCGACUGGGAAUCCACAACCUGAAAUUGAGAUCACGGAUAGUGAUGGUGAACCACUUAAUGUUGCUCCAGAAUUCAGCAAUCCAUCAAUCACACGGCAUGCGAUUUUUGGUCGAUCCGCUACACUCCUCUGUGAAACAACCGCUUCGAAUCCACCGGCAACACACUUUCGUAUUUUCAAAGGGACGAAACUGCUGAAUGAUGAUGAUAGAUAUGAACUUAUCGUCGACGUUGAGCGUCAAAGCGCUGUUUUCAAGAUAAUUACUGUGGAAGAAGACGAUUUUGGCGAAUAUAUCUGUGAGGCGAGCAAUAGUAAAGCAAAAUCACAACAAGCAAUUAUGCUAAUCGAAGCAAAUCCACCAGAUGAAAUUCGUGCAUCACUUGUGAGGACUGGCACAAAUGCGAUUUGGUGGAAACUUGAGGUUGUUGGCAAUACGGCUAAAUUGCCGAUUCUCGGUUACACCAUUGAAUUCAUUCGUAAAAAUCUUUUCGACGAUUUAGCGGCAUCUGAACAAAAUUUAGACACUGAACAAAUUUGGCGAACACAAGCAACACGACUUACGACACCAACAAUGAGCGACGAUGUUUAUGAAGUGAAAGGACUGCGCCACGAUACGAAUUAUGUUUUCAAAUUAAGUGCUCAAAAUGAGGCGGGUUCCAGCGAUCCGGCAAUCAUAAUCGCCAGGACACUCGCGUAUAAUGAAGUAUUGGAAGAGACAAAUCAAAAAUCAAAUUUUGCACAGCUCUCCAGCGAUGGCUUAUAG
Messenger RNA from Anisakis simplex (herring worm), 1209 nucleotides. NCBI's taxonomy places the organism in Eukaryota, Metazoa, Nematoda, Chromadorea, Rhabditida, Anisakidae. The record is from the annotation of a GenBank genome assembly.